Molecule: messenger RNA, 9910 nt
Organism: Stegastes partitus (bicolor damselfish)
Lineage: Eukaryota; Metazoa; Chordata; Actinopteri; Pomacentridae
Gene: dot1l
Product: DOT1-like histone H3K79 methyltransferase
Exons: 28
Coding region: 301-5175 (1624 amino acids)
Biological process (GO): regulation of transcription regulatory region DNA binding; DNA repair; DNA damage checkpoint signaling
Cellular component (GO): nucleus
Molecular function (GO): histone H3K79 methyltransferase activity
Source: RefSeq, a predicted model, not a curated record
UUUAUUCAUGCCGGGCAAGAUGGCGGCGAUACGGACGAGGUGUUAUUGCCAGUGGACAUAAAAAACGGCAUUUUUUUCAAAAUACAAAGCCGAGUCAGAUACAUUCGCACACUUGACCGCUUCGUGUGUGCGUUUACAACGUAACGAGCGUCGACGUCUUUUUAAUUUUACGCGUUUCGAGGGUUUUUUCUUACAAAAUGUUCACGUUGUAACUCGCUCGCUAACCGACCAGCUGGCUAACAGAGAGCAGUGACUAGCUAGCUAGCUAUCUAUCACAGCCAAGCCGCCGUGAAGUGUAGAAUGGGAGAAAAGCUGGAGCUCAAGCUCAAAUCGCCGGUCGGAGCAGAACCUGCUGGGUAUCCGUGGCCGUUACCAGUAUACGAUAAACACCAUGAUGCUGCUCAUGAAAUCAUCGAGACCAUUCGGUGGGUGUGUGAGGAAAUCCCAGACCUCAAACUGGCAAUGGAAAACUACGUGCUCAUUGACUAUGACACCAAGAGCUUUGAGAGUAUGCAGAGACUUUGUGACAAGUACAACAGGGCCAUUGACAGCAUUCACCAGCUGUGGAAGGGGACCACCCAGCCCAUGAAGUUAAACAAGCGUCCUUCCAAUGGGCUGCUGAGACACAUCCUACAGCAGGUGUACAACCACUCAGUGACUGACCCGGAGAAGCUGAACAACUAUGAGCCCUUCUCCCCUGAGGUGUACGGAGAGACCUCUUUCGACCUGGUGGCUCAGAUCAUUGAUGAGAUGGAAAUGAUGGAAGACGACACCUUCGUUGACCUCGGAAGUGGAGUGGGACAGGUGGUGCUGCAGGUUGCAGCAGCAACCAACUGUAAACACUACUACGGUGUAGAGAAAGCAGACAUUCCAGCUACCUAUGCAGAGACCAUGGAUAAAGAGUUUAAAAAGUGGAUGAAAUGGUAUGGGAAGAAACAUGGGGAGUACACACUGGAGAGAGGGGAUUUUUUGUCGGAAGAAUGGAAAGAAAGGAUCGCCAACACAAGUAUUAUUUUUGUGAAUAACUUUGCCUUUGGUCCAGAGGUAGAUCACCAGCUGAAGGAGCGCUUUGCUAACAUGAAGGAAGGAGGAAAAAUUGUGUCCUCCAAACCUUUUGCACCUUUAAAUUUUAGAAUCAACAGUCGAAACUUGAGUGAUAUUGGCACAAUAAUGCGUGUGGUGGAGCUUUCUCCACUGAGGGGCUCUGUGUCCUGGACUGGAAAGCCGGUUUCCUACUACCUGCAUACCAUAGACCGCACCAUACUUGAAAACUAUUUUGCUAGUCUCAAAAAUCCUAAACUCAGGGAGGAGCAAGAGGCAGCUAGGCGACGUCAGCAGAAGGAUACAAAGGACAGUAAAAGCAAUAGCACCACGCCUACAAAACCUAAAGAACAACACAAGCAGGAUUCCUGUGGUGAGGAGGAGCGUCCUAGCUUGGUGACAGUGGUCAAGGCUUCUGCCAAACCCAGAAGAGCGCGACACCUGUCCAAAGGUCGCAAGCUGAACAAUAAGAAACGUGGUCGUCCCAAGAAAGCCACCCCAGCUGCUGAGAAGAAAAACAAGAAGAAUCAGAGCGCGUUGGAUUUGCUGCACGCCAAGACCCUUUCUGCAGCACCCCCUCAGGAUGCAUACCGGCCACCUCAGAGUCCCUUCUACCAGCUACCUCCCAAGGUCCAGCACUAUCCUCCUAGUCAACUGCUGCUGAGCCAAACUCCUCCUGGUCUGCAACAACUGCUAGAUAACAUCAAAGUUCAGUACCUCCACUUUAUGUCCUACAUGAAGACUCCUCAGUACCGCUCGAACCUGCAGCAACUUUUAGAGCAGGAGAAGCAAAAACACCGGGACCUGUCAGGGCAGGCGGAGCAGCUCCAUUCAGUCUGUCAGUCUCACAAGGACAAGAUCAAAGGUCUCUUUCAGACCAAACUGGAUGAGCUGGGAGUAAAGGCCCUGACAGUGGAGGACCUCCUGCAGGCUCAGAAGGAGAUAUCAGCCCACAAUCGUCAGCUGAAAGAGCAGACUAAGCAGCUUGAGCGAGACAUGGCCUUACUGAGGGACCACAGCCUGCUACUGCUGAAGUCUCGAUGUGAGGAGCUGAAGCUGGAUUGGGGCUCUUUGUGUCUGGAGAGUUUGUUGAAGGAGAAGCAGGCGCUACGCAGACAGAUCUCUGAGAAACAGAGGCACUGCCUGGAGUUGCAGAUCAGCAUUGUGGAGCUGGAGAAAAGUCAAAGGCAGCAGGAGCUGCUUCAGCUCAAAUCCUACAGCCCCUGUGACGGCUCCCCAUAUCGAAAGAACCUGGAGUCACGCUCUUCCACUGACAUGGACUCCUCUAAGCACGGCUUGUCCUCAGCCCCAGCUCUCAACGGCGUGAGCCCAGAGCUUUCUAUCAAUGGAACCAGCUCACCAUGUUUUGACCGGGUCAACACAAAGAGUGAGCUUCUGUCUCGCUACCUGCCCAUCUCUCCCGACCACGAGAUCUUGCCUGCCAUCCCCGACACUCGACAGAGGCAGCAAAGCUCCUCCCAUGCUCUUCCUGACUACACUCGCUUCUCCCCUGCCAAGAUUGCCUUGCGGAGGCACCUUAACCAAGAUCCCACUGCCUCUGCUCACUUAAGAGGUCCAGGGCUGACCACACACAGGGAACUGGGUGGCGUUAACUCUCCACUUGGAGCCAAACAGAACUGCCCCUCUCCCAAUGCAUCUGAUGCUCAGAAUAAUCCUAAAAGCUCUGAGAGGGGCGGUAAGGAGAGGAGUCCAUCUGUUCAGGGUGACAACAGCAUCACAAGCCUUCCGAUUAGCAUCCCUCUGAGCACUGUCCACCCGAGUAAACUACCGGUCAGCAUCCCGCUGGCCAGCGUGGUGCUGCCCAGUCGUGCUGAGAGACUGAGAAGUACUCCAAGUCCUGUGUCUCAAGCAGGUCAGACCAAUGGAUAUUCAUCCAGCUCAGGCCUGAUGAAUGGAGGUCCCCACCCUGAGGACCACAAUGGUGCUUCUUCAUCACCUCCUCCACACAGCAACACUCCUUUGACGGGACCAAUGGGUCGAGGAGGUCCCAUCCAGAGCCCCCCACUCAACACUGGAGGGGUGCUCCAGUAUGCCGACGGACCUCCGAGGAUUCUUCCAGAAGACGGACCAGACCGCCAGGGAGGGGAGUCGGACACGGAGCCCCAGGACAGUGAACUGCGUAGGAGAAUCUUCUUCUCUUCUUCCUCCUCUUCAUCCUCGUCUUCCUCUUCGUCAGGCAGCGGAGGCAGCGUGGCCGGAGGAUCACGCCUCCACCAUCACACUGGCAACUCGGCCAAGCAGGGAUACCACAGUAACCAUGGAAACCACCACCACCAAUCCCCCGGCACGCAGCACACCCACACGCCCACACAUACGUCGUCAUCGCACUCCUCGCACAGCCUCGGCUCUCAAGAAGGACGCAAGCGGGGGAGAAGGAAACGCAGCUCUGCGGGGCCCGUCAUGGCCAGCGGAUCCCCAAAGAGGAGGUCGUUCCCUGGGAUCAGCUCCAACAACCACUCCUCAGGGUCGCCACUCAACAUUAACUCCAUGGUGAACAACAUCAACCAGCCUCUGGAGAUCUCUGCCAUCUCCUCCCCGGAACAAUCAAGUCGCAGCCCCAGUGGGCCUGACCUGGACCAGCCUCCCAUCUUGAAAAGAGAGCGCCCCCUGGAGCUGAACGGCACAGGUCGAUACUCCACAGCCCCCAGCUCCGAUGAUGAGGACUCAGGAUAUCCUGCUGACAGCUCCAGUUCUCGAAUUGAAAGAAAAAUAGCCACUAUAUCCCUGGAGAGCAGAGACGGACCUGGUAGACUAGGUGACAGUGAACGAGGCAGAAAAUCUGGUAGCAGCAGUGGUAACAGCACAGGCAGCGAGGCCUCCUCUUCAUCCUCCUUGUCCUCUACCAGCAAGUGGAAAUCCACUUUUUCACCCAUUUCCGAUCCCAAGCAGCCCAACUCCGACCUGAGGCAGGGAGGCUCUCCGUUCGGCAUGGGGGGCUCGAGCCGGGGCACGGACUCAGAUUCUGACCACAAACAACAGCAGGUGAGGAAAGGGAGUGACGGGGAGUCGUCCAGCUACAUGACCCCCAACCCUUUCCUCAGUCAGGAGGCAGGGACCCGGGGUGGAGGCGGUGGGGCCGGCGGCGCCCAGGGAGGCGGCGGAUCCGACCAACGCCAGGCCCUCCAGAAGCAGAAGGCCUCUCGUGACUGGGAGCUGAAGACCAGCAACAGCCUGGCCAGUCAGAAUCUCUUCAUUUCUGCUGCUGCCAGCAGCGGAGGGGGCAUCUUGAGCGGGAAGGUGGGAGGAAGUCCUGUAGCAGUUUCCUCAACCACAGGCUCGUCUGUGGGACAGUAUCUGGGGUCGCAGUUCCCACUCGGAGGCACCUCAGUCUUACAGUCCUUGUUUGGGGCCCAGACAGGCGGAUCCACGGUGAGUGGGACCCCUCGCCUUGUCAACGGACACUCUGCCCUGGGAAGCUUCUCCAGUGCUGGACUGGCAGGGGGAGCGGCUGGAGGUAUAUUUCACCACGUGGUUCCCUCAGUGUCCUCCCAUCAGUUUGGGGCAGCGCUGCCCACCUCUGGAGGCCUCAGCUCUCUGCUCAGUCUCUCCUCCUCUUCCUCUACCUCCUCCCAAACCCAGCAACACACCACCCCCCAGCCAGCCUCCACUCGCCUGACCUCCGUGUCCUCACCCCUGCCCCUCUCCCUGUCCCAGGCCCAGCACGGCCGCACCCAGUCGGUGCUGCACAGCCCCUCUCCUCCCACGCUCUCCCUGCCUCCACCACCUCCCCUGCACAGCGUCCCCUCCUCCUCCUCCUCAGCGUCCACGCACUCCGACCCCCCGCCGUCCUCCCGAUCAGACUCCCUCCACUCCUCGCGUCUCUCCCACUCCUCCCUCCACCACCAGAGAGCACAGUCAUCCCUCUCUCACUCCAUCUCCUCCUCCACCUCUGCCGCUUCUGUCUCUACCGCUGCCGCUGCUUCCGCCUCCCUCUCCUCCUCCUCCUCCCUGUCGACCUCCUCCUCGUCUCGUCCAUUCGCAGUGCACUACUCCCCUCGGCUGCCCCCUCCACCACCGGCCAGCAGUUCGGGUGGUGGCGGGAGCAUGUGGAGGACUCAGGGCAUGCAUGGUGCCUACACCACCUCCCAGCUCCCCGGCUCCCGACCGAGAUAGGGUUUGGGUGUAGGGGGAAAGGGGGAAGGAUGGAGAGGGCGGAAGGCAAUUAGAGGGUGGAUAGAGGGAGAGAAUGAGAGAGAAAGAGAGACUGGUAGGGAGUGAGGGAAACCUGUUUUCCCUGUGCUUCUGCAAGCUGUUGUUCUGAUUGAACAAGGUAAGAUCAUUUGGGUUUCAGAUCUAAAGAAUAAAACUGUUUCCAAAGUGUCGGGGUGUUGUGCUUGUGCUGGGCUAAAUGUGUACGCUGCAGAAUCACUGAAUGUGUCUUUUCUUGUCUUUGAAUGUUUCAGGUAAUUGAUGAAAGCUACCUCAACAUUAAAUAAACUAUGCAAAUGUCCAGGUGUGGACCCAGGCACUCUCCUCAUUCACUGGUGCUUCAAACCGUCUGCACUACCCAACCGCCUCCAAGACCGGCUUCUGUACUGGGAUCUUUACACACACACACACACACACAUGCAUACACACACACACACACAUACACACACACUCGCACACUAACCACCACUAUGGUCACCUUGAGCAGACUUCAUCGGUACUGGUCACGUUUAUGUGUGGUGAAUUAAAUUCUUGUUUGUUUUUUUUUUUUGCAAUCUGGCUGCUGUCUGGCUCUGAAUGAACUGAAGUAUCAUAUCGUGUUUAACUUUAAGGUGCUCCGCAACAUGAUCGCGCGUCAUUUUAAAAAAAAUUUUUAUCACACCAAGUGGCGUUCAGCAAAAAUCAUUCGAUACAUUUUGCUCGUUUAACGUCUCGUUUAACAUCAAACUGAAGCACACGGUGCACCUUUUUGAGCCCAGUCUCAUCGGGUGUCACGUUUCCUCUCGACGAGCGCGUGUGAAACGCAGACACACGGCCAGUUCACUGAACUCUGCUCAGAUGUCAUGCAGCUUUGCUUCUGCAUGCAUGCCUUCUUAUCUCUGUUUUUGUCCCUCGGUGAAAUUCAAUAUUUGUUGCAGCAUAUUUGACCACGAAACAAAACGAGGAACUCAGUAUUUUGGGUCUAACUUCACACUGGAUUGUAAGAUUUAGCUUCUCAUGUAGCAGAAGAUGUACAAGUCCUGGCUGGUUAGUUGACACCCCUGUUAUGUUUGUGAUUUGCUCUAUUUUUUUUAUUUUUUUUAUAUUUAAGAAAUGAAAAACUUGUAAAAAAAAUCAAUGUUUGGCUUGUUCUGGCUGCUCUAAACUCACAAUCCAAUGUUUCCUUUCCUUUGCUACUAACAAUUACGAUUUCAUUCUCACCUAAUUCUUGAUUCAGUGUUCUCAUAUCAGAAAUUAAACUCAUCAGUGAACGUUUUCUUACUUCAAAUCAGGAGACUUUUUGCAUUUUUUUGUCACUGAUCAAACAUUUCACAUUCUCUAAAUCAAUGAGCCAAAGGAUGAAGAACGAGGAGCAUCAAUUCGUAGGACUGUUUUCAUGUCAGCCUCAUUAAUAGAAUAAAGUCAAUUAGCAUUUUCAGGGGUGCCAGUAAUUCUGAGCAGAGCUGUGUACAUCUUCAUUUUUCUUUUAAAUCCCAGAAUGAAAUGAAUUUAAUGAAAUGGUGCUCUGUGUAGACGUUGUUAGCCGCUGUCUGGCGGCGACACUGUUGUUAAAGUUUAGUGAAGCUGAAUCCAGGUGUAAAAAGAGUUUUACAGAAAAAUCCAACCAGAUUCUGUAUUUAUGAAUUACGUUCUGUUCUUCUGUCAGUUUGGUAAAUCACACUACUAUCAGGCCCACAGCUGAAAUAUCCUUACAGCGGAAUUUUAAAAGUCUUCUUAAGCUGAAAUGAUUCAUAUUUAUCUUUGCUGUCGGGGGAAAUGCAGGUUUAAGCAAACGUGGACACAAAGGUGUAUGUGAAGUUUUACUGCAUUUAAUCAACGCAAACACGCACACAUACACAGUCAUGCAUGCAAAUCCUCACACACUGGGAAAGAAAACAUAAUGAACCACAACCACAACAAACUACUGGACUCUUUUCACACCUUUUUGUUUGCUUUUUUUAGGUUGUGUAAUUAUUUUUUUUUGUAAACAAUGUUUGUACUGUGAAUGUGAUUCAUUCUCUGACUGUAUAGUUGUGGAUAAUUUAGAUUAUUAUAUUUAUGCUGUCAGUCUCUCCAUUUGCCUUGGUAUUUGUUAUUUUUGCUCUUUUUUUUUUUUUAAAUCCUAAAUUGUGUUGAGAUUGUAGAAUGCAAUAGUGUGUGUACUUGACUCACAGUCUGAAAACAAUGGUGCUAAGUUUGGACUGUGCCUGACCUUAUUUAUUCUGUAAUGAAAACAUCGAAAAACAAGUCGAAUACUUGGUGCUGUACACAGGGACAUUUGUAAAGCCAUUUUUGUUUUGGCUUUUCCUUUUUCUCAUAUUUAAUAUGCUAUUGUCUCGUUCUUUGGAUGCCUAGUGUACAACUGUAGACACCACGUUUCGAUGGAAAUGCUCUCCAACAGCUGGCUCACAGUCUGAGUAAAUAGGUAUGAGGGCGUCACGCUGAUGUUUCUCACGCGACAGUUUUAAACAUGCGUCGGCCCGCUUUGCUCUCAAAGUGAGCCGCUCAUCUGUUAGUGAACAAGACACACUGUUUUUGUACAUAAGUUUUUUAUUGUUUUUAAUUGUACGUCUCCAUCAUAAACAGAAAGGUAUAUAAAAUAUGUAUCUAUAUACAGUCUAUAUAUAUAAAUAUAUAUAAAUAUAUAUAUGAGUAUAUAUAUAAGUGAAAAGGGGUGUUUUGGUGCUGGCAUUGUGACCCUUAAAUUCAACCUGUUAAACAGGAGGCUUGAAGCCAAGCAGAGCAAAGCAUUGCCACCACAGGACCUUAAUAGAUGGCGCCGAACACCACAGCAGCACCUGAAUCCUUGUGAUAUAAACACACACACACACACACACACACAACUAGAAACUCAGAAGCUGUGUGUUUUUUUUGGUUGUUUUUUUUUAAACACACAGAGGUGCUGUGGCUCGAACACAACUAGAUUUCAGCACUAGAACUGUUAUCACUUUUAUCAGAUGUUUCCACGUGUUUGUUUCUGUUUUGUUUUUUUUUUACAAACCCAGAUUCUGCAGGAAAAAUGGUGCUUCUGUUUCCAAACGAUGGCAAUUCAGAUUUUACAAGUGAAACCUUCAGUGGUGCAUACAGAACUCUGUCAGCGUCUUUACACACACACACACACACACAAACACACACACUGUCUGUCCUUAGCUGUCUCGCUGACGAGGCCGCACCUCGUCACGCGAGCGUAUUGUGUAACUGCAAGAGACACGCUGAUGUGAAACACUCGUCUUACUGUGUGUGUGAGUGCGAGCAGCCAAGCUUCCUUUUUCUCAGAUAGUGGGAAUACACUUAAGCUCAGUUUGUGUGCGUGCUUGUAUUUUUUCCACUUGCCGGUGCAUAUCUAAGGGAAGAUUAGACUAAUAAUCAAAGCUUUAUAGUAAAAAAAAAUGAAAAGAAAAAAAAGAGAAAAAAACUCCUGUCCUGUGCACUCCCUCUGUGAACACAAUCGUGUUUCUCACCUGCGAGUGUUCAAGUGAAAAAGAAGAAAAGUCCUUUUAGAGCGUAAAUUAGAGACUAGUCCAUUUGUUACCAGCACUGAGAGGUAUUUUGUAAUUAUUGUUGAUGCUGUUUUGAUUUUUCUUAUUCUUGGUGUUUGAUACAAUUUCAGUUACAUGUUAUGCUUUUAAUUGUGUCUUCGGAUUCCUGUCAAUUUUUAAAACUACUAGUCAGACAGACAGCACGGUGCUCUCCUUCACUUAAAACAAGGAAAUUGCAGCUAUUGAUAAAUACUACUCUUCUCCUGGUGUGCUGCAGGGUUUUAUAGUUUAACAACACAAAGCUCGCCUGGUGGCUUUUUCUGAUGGUCCAGUUUAACCUUUGGAACUCUCUCUCUAAUCUGGAGGCACGUUGCGGUGUAUGUGCGAGUACGAGCGGCCCCCGCGGGAACGUUGCAGGUUUCAGCCAAUUUUGUAUUCGCUUCUGGGAUCAGUCGAAGGGAUUUUUUAUUUUUUUUUUUUGUCUUUAAAAGUCCUUUGGUGUACGAGCGCGAUUUGAAUUCAAAGCUUCCACGCAGUCCUCUCCGGCACAUCCUGGUACAACAUUGGUAGAUAAUCUGUGAGAGCUUUGCCGUCGAGGCUGUUUACUCUAAAUCCUGCCAAAGGUCUUAACUCAGGAACUUCCCAGAUAACUUGCAAUGAUGUUAACGAUUUUUUUUUUCUAUCUACUGCUGCAUUUAUUAACCAUCUUGUGGCACGAUGAAGUCCCUCUCCUCAAGCUCAGGACCAGGAUCACCCCCCCCUCAUUAAGCAUAUUUCAAAAAAAUUUGUCAGCUGCCUCCUCCCAGUCGCUCCUACUGGCACAUACAUCGAGGCCUCUUCAGUGAAGCUUUAUGAGUCGGUCUGAUCUCGAGAAAGCUGUGAAAUGGCUACGACUUUCAGCAUCUUCCUCAUCUCACAAAUGCCUCUGUCUAGAUUCGUGUCUCUAAGAAGGAGGUCCGCCGUCCUUCAUGAGAACCCCUCUCAUGGGGCGAUGAAGGGCGGAUGUGACCUACGGUAUGUGUACAGUAGAUCUCUGAUUGGUGAAGCCAGGGCAGGUUUGAGGUGCAAUAAUGGCAAACCUACUUUCCAAAAGGCCCUGGGUUUUUCAUGGAAAACUUGUUACUGUUUGAUGUUGGUGCUUUUAUCCUAAGAUGUUAUAAUGAAACAAAUGGAAUUAAUGUUUUUUUUUUUUCUGCGUUUUAUGAUUAUUAAUAAAAAUGUUUCAUAUAAUAUUGAAUUAA